AAAAAGAAUCGCAGAAAGACGCAGCGAUGACAGCCUCUCUCAUUCUACCUGCUGGAAGAUAUUGAACCUGCAUCCUCCUGCCUUGCCUCCGAUCACUGACCUCCACCCCCCACUGGAAAGAUGCGAAGGGGAUUCAGGAUGAAGUCCGUUUUCAUCGCUGUGAUACUCGGAUUGGUUGGUGCUCUGGCCAAUAAGGAGACGUGUCUGUCGGGACAGUACACGUCCAGCGGAGAGUGCUGCAGGCAGUGUCCGCCCGGCGAGGGCGUCGUCAAACCCUGCGGAGCCGCACAGACCGUCUGCUACCCGUGUCUGGACAGCGAAACCUUCUCCGAAAACUUCAGCCACACGGAGAAGUGCCAGCCGUGCACGCAGUGCACCGGCCUGCUCCGCAUGGAGACGCCCUGCACCGACGCCAACGACGCCACCUGCGUGUGCAACUACGGCUACUACCUGAGCGAGCUGUCGCAGCGCUGCGAGCCCUGCACCAAGUGCCCCGAGGGCCAGGGCAUGCUGCUCAGCUGCGAGCUGGACCACGACACCGUGUGCGAGGAGUGCACCGGGGACACCUACUCGGACCAGGAGAGCUCCCGGGACCCCUGCAUCCCCUGCACCACCUGCGACGAGGACGAGGUGCUGCAGCUGUGCACCCCCGUCAGAGACACCGUCUGCCUACCUACAGUGUCUACCACGUUCUACGUCAACUUCACCAUGCCCGCCUAUCCCGACUUCACACCUGUUGACCCGCCGUCUGACGACCUGUCGGACAGCAGCAGCACCACCUCCACCACCACCACCACCACCAGCGGGGACUCCCAGGAGCGGCUGUACCAGGGUCUGAACGACAAGCUCAUCCCCAUCUACUGCUCCAUCCUGGCGGCCGUGGUCGUCGGCCUCGUGGCGUUCAUCAUCUUCAAGAAGUGGAACAGCUGCAAGCAGAACAAACAAGGAGCCAACAACUGCACGGCCAGCCAGAACCAGACGCCGUCGCCCGAGGGGGAGAAGCUGCACAGCGACAGCGGCAUCUCGGUGGACAGCCAGAGUCUGCAGGAGCAGCAGCAGCAGCAGCAGCAGGGACAGAGUCAGGCACAGACAGUCGUCAACAUGGAUGAGGAGCCCUGCCUGCUGCUUCCUCUCCAUACCAGGGAGAAGGUGGAGAAGCUGCUGUUCAGGGGCAACGAGGGCGACGACUGCAACCACCUGCAGGACAGCGACUGGUGCAGCCUGGCGGGGCUGCUGGGCUACGAGGAGGAGCGCAUCGCCGCCUUCGGGCAGGACGAGCAUCCCGUGCGCGCGCUCCUCUCCGACUGGGCGAGCAAGGACUGCGCCAGCAUCGAGACGCUGUGCACGGCGCUGCGCAAGAUCAACCGCGACGACGUCGCCCAGAGUUUGGCGCUCAGCCCGAACGCCGUGAAGCCGACCGCUACGUCCGUAGUGUGACUUCACGCUGGACUCUGAGCAGAACUGUAACACCCGAACCUUAAAAUAUUCCUCCAUGGCUUCAUUACUCCACAUAAUUCACGCUGUAAUCACUUUCCAGAACGAAUAGGGCUUAGAAAUGUCACAAAUCACAAGAUCACCUCCAAAACAUUCAGCUUUCCUUCUCAUCUUUAGAAACUUCGACCUUUAAACAGGCCUGUUAAAUAAGGCCCUGGAUUAAAUUCCAUUCUUUGUGAAACUUUAGGAAUCUGACCAACCAAAGAGGAGCAAAUGUUUCCAGACCCGCACCUGACAAGUGACAUUAUUUACAUGCCACGGUGGCGGGCUCUUGCCUGGUACUGUUACUGUAUGGAGUCUGCAUCCUGUGAACUCUGUGGAUCUUUGAGGAAAUGAAAAUCUUGUUUUUCCAUUAAGAAAAAAAACCAUGGCCACACCCAAGAAGUUGCUCUGUAUUUAAAUAUUGCUGUUGGAUUCAGGUUUAUCUGAACGUCGGCUCCAGCUUGAGUGUCUCUCCUGUGAUCGAAGUACAGCUCGCUUGACUCCGCCGACUCGGUGGUCUGACGGUCGGGGGUCACCGACCGACGCAACACGACCCCAGCCUGUGAGCUCCGGCUCUAUCUGCAUAACACAAGAGCUCGCCUUCGCACCGGCCCAGAAAAGGAAAAGAACAUGGAGCGUCAAACUCACGUUACCCAUGUAUAUUAUCUGUACAUAGACCGCACACACUCCAAAUAUAGCCAUACACAUACCCGCAGUAUGUAGCCAUGCAUGCAAACGCCGUACUGUACGAACAGGCAGAGCGAUUACCUGUAUGCAUUUACAUUAUUUGUUGUAGAGAAUGAAAACUUGAGAUCUUAAAGCACUCUUCUGACGGGACCAUACACUGUUGAUCAUCACUGUAAGUAGCCAACCUUAAAGUAACUCCGUGUCUUAAUUGUGUUGAACGUUAUAUUAUUUCCAGUGUGAGGUGUACAUGGCAAAAUGUUAAACACAUACAUACGUACUGUGCUGCGAAAAACAAAACAGGAAGGUACGGCUUUGGUUAAUUUCUCAGGGUAUUGGAAAUGACUGUGUUAAUUUUAGUGCCCUAAACUGAGCAAUCUCUAGCGGAUCAAAGGGCACAGUGUUUAACCAAAGUAGUGAUUCUUGCGAGUGACAAUCCUUCAAAGUGCUGCAUUAGGGAGAGAAACGAGCCAGGGGGGGAAAGAAAAG
Molecule: messenger RNA, 2649 nt
Organism: Salarias fasciatus (jewelled blenny)
Lineage: Eukaryota; Metazoa; Chordata; Actinopteri; Blenniiformes; Blenniidae
Gene: ngfrb
Product: nerve growth factor receptor b
Exons: 6
Coding region: 121-1437 (438 amino acids)
Biological process (GO): Rho protein signal transduction
Cellular component (GO): plasma membrane; cell surface
Molecular function (GO): coreceptor activity; death receptor activity; nerve growth factor binding
Source: RefSeq, a predicted model, not a curated record